Molecule: messenger RNA, 1886 nt
Organism: Salvelinus sp. IW2-2015
Lineage: Eukaryota; Metazoa; Chordata; Actinopteri; Salmoniformes; Salmonidae
Product: ribosomal protein S6 kinase beta-1
Biological process (GO): peptidyl-serine phosphorylation; signal transduction
Molecular function (GO): ATP binding; protein serine/threonine kinase activity
Source: RefSeq, a predicted model, not a curated record
ACCCAAAGAAGAAGUGCGCGUGCUCAACACUUGGCUCGGUUUUGUUUUUGUUCGGCAGCAUGGUUUCUACUGUAGCCGGUAUCGCGGCGAUGUAUAUUCCAUGAGGCAGUGAAGAAGAGCCCUUCAUUCGCACUGAGUGAGAGGGAACAAGCAAAGGCCAUGGCGGGGGUAUUCGACAUUGAUUUGGAUCAGCAGGACGAAAAUGUGUCUGAGGACGAACUCGAGGAUGGAAUCCAAAUGAGCGAAAAUGGGCGGCAAUGCAGCGGGUUUGAAUUUAACAUGGAUGACUGUGAAAAGUUUGAAAUCUCUGAAGACAGCGUCAACAAAGGAACGGAGCAGAUUCGUCCGGAAUGCUUUGAGUUGCUCCGAGUUUUAGGAAAAGGAGGCUAUGGAAAGGUUUUUCAAGUUCGUAAGAUGUCGGGUGCUACUUCGGGAAAGAUCUUCGCUAUGAAGGUCUUGAAGAAGGCCAUGAUAGUGCGUAACGCUAAGGACACUGCUCACACCAAGGCAGAGAGGAAUAUCCUGGAGGAGGUGAAGCACCCAUUCAUAGUGGACCUCAUCUAUGCCUUCCAGACAGGGGGCAAGCUGUACCUCAUCCUGGAGUACCUUUCUGGUGGGGAGCUGUUUAUGCAAUUGGAAAGGGAGGGGAUCUUUAUGGAGGACACAGCGUGCUUCUAUCUGGCAGAGAUUUCCAUGGCUUUGGGACACCUGCAUCUGAAAGGCAUCAUCUACAGAGACCUGAAGCCAGAGAACAUCAUGCUCAGCAACAACGGUCACGUCAAGCUCACAGACUUUGGCCUGUGUAAAGAAUCAAUCCAUGACGGCACUGUUACUCACACCUUCUGUGGCACCAUAGAAUACAUGGCCCCAGAGAUCCUGAUGAGGAGUGGACACAACCGGGCUGUAGACUGGUGGAGCCUGGGAGCUCUCAUGUACGACAUGCUGACAGGAGCACCACCAUUCACUGGGGAAAACAGGAAGAAGACCAUUGACAAAAUCUUAAAGUGCAAACUGAACCUGCCACCUUACCUCACACAAGAAGCUAGGGACCUUCUGAAAAAGCUGCUGAAACGCAAUGCCUCGUUACGGCUGGGGGCAGGCCCAGGAGACUCCUCAGAAAUUCAGAGCCACCCGUUUUUCAGGCAUAUUAAUUGGGAUGAUCUUCUCGCUCGCAAAGUGGAGCCUCCAUUCAAGCCUUUUCUGCAAUCAGCUGAUGACGUGAGCCAGUUUGACUCCAAGUUCACUAGCCAGACUCCCGUGGACAGCCCUGAUGACUCCACGCUCAGCGAAAGUGCCAAUCAAGUCUUCCUGGGUUUUACGUAUGUAGCUCCCUCCGUCCUCGAAAACAUCAAGGAGAAAUUCCCCUUUGAGGCAAAAGUCAGCUCGCCAAGAAGGUUUCUGGGAAGCCCAAGAACACCAGUGAGCCCAGUGAGGUUUGCUGUGGGGGACUGCUGGCCCCGGGCCCCCACUCAGCCUGGAACCUCGUCCCUUUGGGGUUUUGGGUCUGGAGACCAGCCCAUGGAGGUUGGUGUGGAGCAGAUGGCCAUUUCCUCCAACGAGGUGUCUGCCCCCCUGCCUAUCAGAAAGCCCUCUGGCAACACCACCACAGGCGGCCCCUUCAAGAAGCAGACCUACCCCUACCCCAUCUCCAAACGGCCCAAGCACCUCCAGAUGAAUCUAUGACACUGUUCCAUCUAGAACCUCUCUUUCCUAAAUCCUCCAUUCACUUAUUUUUUUCUUUUAAGAGACUUAUAGAAAUUAAAUGACUGACGGACCGUCGGCACCAUUCACCAGCUCCUUCAGACGCACCUUCCAUCCCUGCCUCCCUCCUUUCCUUCUAUCCCUGCCUCCCUCCUUUCCUUCUAUCCCUGCCUCCCUCCUUUCCU